Messenger RNA from Gavia stellata (red-throated loon), 861 nucleotides. It is a transcript of the gene PRNP, whose product is annotated as prion protein. Gene Ontology annotation, biological process: protein homooligomerization. The transcript has 2 exons. The record is from RefSeq and is a predicted model, not a curated record. Gene Ontology annotation, cellular component: membrane. NCBI's taxonomy places the organism in Eukaryota, Metazoa, Chordata, Aves, Gaviiformes, Gaviidae. The coding region runs from base 30 to 824 and encodes 264 amino acids.
UCCGAGCAAGCAACGGGCUUCCAGCCGCCAUGGCCAGGCUCCUCGUCACCUGCUGCCUGGUGGCCCUGCUCCUCGGCGCCUGGACCGACGUCGCCUUCUCCAAGAAGGCCAAAGGCAAACCCAGCGGAGGCGGCUGGGGCAUGGGGAGCCACCGCCAGCCCAGCUACCCCCGCCAGCCCGGCUACCCCCAGAAUCCCGGCUAUCCCCAUAAUCCGGGGUACCCCCACAACCCCGGCUACCCCCACAACCCUGGGUACCCCCACAACCCCGGGUACCCCCACAACCCGGGGUGGGGACAGGGUUACAACCCAUCUAGCGGAGGAAGCUACCACAACCAAAAGCCAUGGAAACCCCCCAAAUCCAAGACCAACUUCAAGCACGUGGCCGGGGCGGCGGCGGCGGGCGCCGUGGUGGGAGGUUUGGGGGGCUACGCCAUGGGACGUGUCAUGUCGGGGAUGCACUAUCGCUUCGACAGCCCCGAUGAGUACCGGUGGUGGAACGAAAAUUCGGCGCGUUACCCCAACCAGGUGUACUACCGGGAUUACAGCAGCCCUGUCUCGCAGGAUGUCUUCGUCGCUGACUGCUUUAACAUCACCGUGACCGAAUACAACAUUGGGCCCGCCGCCAAGAAGAACGUGUCGGAGGCUGGUCCAGCGGCGAACCAAACGGAGACAGAGCUGGAGACCAAGGUGGUGACGAAGGUGAUCCGGGAGAUGUGCAUCCAGCAGUACCGCGAGUACCGCCUGGCCUCCGGCAUCCGGCUGCACCUCGCUGACGCCUCCCUCGCCGCCCUCCUCCUCCUCACCCUCUUCGCCAUGCACUGAUGCACCCCGGAUCCCACGGCUUUGAGAUGUCACUCGU